Girardinichthys multiradiatus is the source of this 1903-nucleotide messenger RNA. It is a transcript of the gene fuca2, whose product is annotated as alpha-L-fucosidase 2. Gene Ontology annotation, cellular component: lysosome. Gene Ontology annotation, molecular function: alpha-L-fucosidase activity. The transcript has 7 exons. Lineage: Eukaryota; Metazoa; Chordata; Actinopteri; Cyprinodontiformes; Goodeidae. The coding region runs from base 154 to 1521 and encodes 455 amino acids. The record is from RefSeq and is a predicted model, not a curated record. Gene Ontology annotation, biological process: fucose metabolic process; glycoside catabolic process.
AGACGUGUUUAAAUAGGAAGUAUUUGUUUUAGCUUACCUGGCUGUUUUUUUUUUUAAGUAACCGGAGCAUCAUGUGAUAUUUCUCGUGUUUUCGCUACUUUGUUUGUAUCCAACCUGUCCGACCGGAUACGUUUCAUCAGACCUCGCCUUAAAAUGGCAGCUUUAACACUGGUUUCUCUCCUGGUUUUGAUUCAGGUGAUCAACUUCAGCAGUGGCAGAUACGAACCGACCUGGGAGUCCAUUGAUUCCAGACCGCUUCCCGAGUGGUUCGACCAGUCUAAGUUCGGCAUCUUCAUACACUGGGGGGUAUUUUCAGUACCGAGCUUCGGCAGCGAGUGGUUCUGGUUUUACUGGCAGAAACAGAAGCUGAAGCCAUAUGUCGAUUUCAUGCAGAAAAACUAUCCUCCAGACUUCAAGUACCAAGAUUUUGCACCACAGUUUACAGCUGAGUUCUUUGAUGCCAAAGAGUGGACCGACAUCUUUGCUGCAUCUGGGGCAAAGUACAUUGUUUUGACUACAAAACACCAUGAAGGUUUUACACUUUGGGGCUCAAAAAACUCCUGGAACUGGAAUGCCGUAGACGUGGGACCAAAGCGAGACCUGGUGGAUGAAAUGGCGAGUGCUGUGCGUGCCCAGGGGGGCAUUCAUUUAGGGCUGUAUCAUUCUCUGUUUGAGUGGUUUAAUCCGCUCUUUGAGCAGGAUGCUGCCAACCUCUUCAGUACGAACUACUUCCCUACCACUAAGACGCUCCCUGAGCUUUACGAACUUGUUUUGAAGUACAAACCAGAGGUGCUGUGGUCCGAUGGAGAUGGAAAUGCACCCGACAAGUACUGGAACAGCACGGGCUUCCUGGCCUGGCUCUACAAUGACAGUCCAGUACGAGACACUGUGGUGACGAACGAUCGGUGGGGGUACGGUUCCAUUGGCAAGCAUGGUGGAUAUUACACUUGUAGUGACCGCUACCAGCCAGGACACCUGGUCAAGCACAAAUGGGAAAACUGCAUGACCAUUGACCAAAAGUCCUGGGGCUACAGACGUAACGCUCCUCUCGGUGACUACCUCACCAUCGAGAAGCUUGUGGCUACUCUGGUGGAGACCGUGUCCUGUGGAGGCAACCUGCUGAUGAACGUGGGCCCCACGCAUGACGGAAGAAUUGCUCCAAUCUUCGAGGAGCGCCUCAGGCAGAUGGGUCAGUGGCUGAAGGUGAACGGGGGUGCCAUCUACAACACAACGGCAUGGCGGUCUCAGAAGGACAAUGUCACUGAUAAUGUGUGGUACACGUCUAAACCUCAGGAGAAGGCAAUCUUUGCCAUCUUACUGGAGUGGCCAGACGAUGGAUCAGUGAUUCUGAAUGAACCGGUGGUUACAAAGGGACAGACUCAGGUGGAGCUUCUCGGUCACGGCGCUCUGCAGUGGGAGCCUGCGAAGCCCUGCGGACUUCGGGUUGUUCUGCCUCAGCUGUCCUUCAAACAGAUGCCGUGCCAGUGGGCCUGGACUCUGAAACUGACCGGUGCCUCCUGAAGGAAAACGACUUCACUUGAACAGAAGCUGCCAGUGCAGCUGGCCAGAAGAGACUUUUGCUCUCUGGCUUGAAUGACUACAUUUAAUCUGUUUUUAAAUAGAAAUCCAGUUUUGAAAAUUACACUUUCUGGAUUUUCAGCAAGUUGAACGUUUGACAAUAUGCUUAGUUAAUUAUCUUUAAAAAAAAUCUCAUGCUGGAAAUGAAAUAUAAACAUCACAGAUUUGUACAAAUUUCUGCACUUGUUAACAAAUUUGUUAACGAAGAAGUUAAUUUUCUUUUUAAUAAAAUAUUCUGCACUAUUUGUUUAUGGGGUCACUUGUUCUGGUCAAUCUCCUUUUUCUAGGUGAAUCAUUAAAUUAAUAAAUCUCUGAUGGAAAUGGG